UGUUUGAUAGAAAAGCAUGACUUUUAGAUACACAGAUGUUUUCUCUCUUCUAGUUGCCAUUUUAGCAAGUACACAUUUCCUAUCAUCAAACCUAGAAUUUGUCAAGUUCUACAUUGAGGAAUUUAAGGUUAUCUCGAAUUUGCCAGUGUCAAUCAUUGCAAACCAAUAUAACACUCGGUUAGAUGGUCAUCACCACCACCAUCAUGAAAAAAAGGCCAAAGUGGUCGACAUAUGUGAUGAUUUCCCUCGUGAUUCAGUACCUCAAGAUACCAACACCACAACGACAUUUUGUGUUGAUCGUAAUGGAUGCUGUAAUUUUACAACUAUACAGUCUGCCAUUGAUGCAACUAUAACUGCUAACCCUAAGAGAACUCUAAUAUGGAUCAAUAACGGCAUUUACUUUGAAAAGGUAAUAAUCCCCAAGACAAAACCAAAUAUAACAUUUCAAGGGCAAGGAUAUACUUCAACCGCUAUUGUUUGGAAUGACACUGCAAAUUCGUCGCAUGGCACGUUCUACAGUGCCUCCGUGCAAGUGUUUGCUGCAAAUUUCGUAGCUAAGAACAUUAGCUUCAUGAAUGUGGCUCCGAUACCUAAGCCGGGAGAUGUUGGAGCACAAGCUGUGGCGAUUAGAGUAAAUGGAGAUCAAGCUUCUUUUUGGGGGUGUGGAUUUUUUGGAGCUCAGGAUACUCUUCAUGAUGAUAGAGGUCGACAUUACUUCAAAGAAUGUUAUAUUCAAGGUUCAAUUGACUUCAUUUUCGGCAAUGCAAAAUCACUCUAUGAGGAUUGUCAAUUGAUAUCCAUGGCACCACCAGUAGCAGUGGGACAAAAGAAUAUAAACGGAGCAGUUACAGCACAUGGAAGAGCUUCCGCAGACGAGGACAGUGGAUUUGCGUUUGUGAGAUGCAACCUCGGUGGUACAGGAAGGAUAUGGUUAGGUCGAGCUUGGAGACCCUUCUCUAAAGUUAUCUUUGCUUACACAUUUAUGUCGGACAUAGUUGCCCCUGAGGGGUGGAAUGACUUUAAUGACCCCUCUAGAGACCAGAGUAUAUUCUAUGGAGAGUAUAUGUGCAUGGGUGGAGGAGCAAAUACCUCAACGAGAGUUCCAUAUGCACAAAAGCUAAAUGACACUCAAGCCUCACUCUUUCUUAAUGCCUCUUUUAUUAAUGGUGACCAAUGGUUGGAGUUACAAUUGUAAUUAAGGAUAUUCCUCUAUAUAAUUAAUUUAUUGAGAAAAUAAAUUCUUAUUCUUUUGUGCUCAAUCGAAAAAAAAAUGUAUCAUUUUAUGUAUGUAUAUU
Molecule: messenger RNA, 1295 nt
Organism: Lactuca virosa
Lineage: Eukaryota; Viridiplantae; Streptophyta; Magnoliopsida; Asterales; Asteraceae
Source: the annotation of a GenBank genome assembly